Molecule: messenger RNA, 675 nt
Organism: Dioscorea cayenensis subsp. rotundata (Guinea yam)
Lineage: Eukaryota; Viridiplantae; Streptophyta; Magnoliopsida; Dioscoreales; Dioscoreaceae
Product: protein P21-like
Exons: 1
Coding region: 1-675 (224 amino acids)
Biological process (GO): defense response
Cellular component (GO): extracellular region
Source: RefSeq, a predicted model, not a curated record
AUGGAUAAUGACAGCAACACUUUUACUUGUAUUGGAGGGACUGAUUAUAAGGUUGUUUUCUGCCCUAAGAACAAUGCCACCUUUGAAAUUGUUAACCGGUGCUCUUACACGGUAUGGGCAGCUGCCAUCCCCGGUGGAGGUAAACAGCUUGAUAAAGACCAAACAUGGACGAUAAAUGUAAACAUUGGCACCACUGGUGGUCGUAUCUGGGCUCGCACUGGUUGCAACUUUAGUAACUCUGGUCAUGGCAGUUGUGAAACCGGUGACUGCAAUGGUCUCUUGGAAUGCCAAGUUUAUGGCAAACCUAACACACUUGCGGAGUUUGGGCUAGACAUCAACAACCUGGAUUUUAUUGAUAUCUCAUUGGUUGAUGGGUUUAAUGUGCCCAUGGAAUUCAGUCCGACUAGUGGGUGUGCGCGUGGGAUGAUCCAAUGCUCAGCCGAUAUAAACGGCCAAUGUCCAGCUCAGCUGAAGACUAACGGUGGAUGUAACAACGCUUGCGAUGUGUUCAAAACUGAUGAGUAUUGUUGCAACUCAGGUAACUGUGGACCAACCAAUUAUUCUAGAUUUUUUAAGGGUUUCUGUCCCGAUGCUUAUAGCUACCCUCGAGAUGAUCCAACUAGUACCUUUACUUGCCCUGGUGGGGCUAGCUAUAAAGUUGUCUUUUGCCCUUGA